GCCAUGGUGGAUGAAUGAAUUAGGGACUCUAGCUCGGAAUAGUCGCGUCCAAUGCUGUGAAGGCCGACCUCCCACACUGACGAUGACUUCGUCUAGGGCCACUUAUUGGGAAAAAAUUGUGGGAAAAUGUGGAUCAGCCAGAAGGUCACACGUCGCUUCUAUGUAGAGAAUAUAAGCUUGAUCGCUGCGGCUGAACAUUUCUUCGCGGCUAAGAGGCAAAGCAGUCUGGGGAAAACGCUUCCCCGGCCCACGUUCUCACUCACCGGGGACCAUGGCAAAGCAAAUUUUUUGCAGAGAGAAAGCGUCCAUCGUAGUUCUCGACGUAUCGCAGCUCUUUGAAGCAACCCCAUGGCGCCCCAGUCUGGGGCGGACCUUGACGGAACUUGUGGAGAUAGUUCGAAUGAAGCGUCCAUCCGCAUCUAUUUAGUUUUUAAGAUGCUCUCCACGCCCGAAACCCAGGUCUCACUUUUGUUGUGCUCAAAACCACCUCCCUCUUGUUCAUCCUAGGUCGCCCCCUGUGUCGAAGAAUCUUCUGUGUCACCUUUCCCUACUUCAUUUGAUUCUUCGACCCUUUGUCCAUCACGAUGGGCGUUCUUAACGUCGUUGAGGAUCGUCCUACUCCGAAGAAUGUCUACAAUUGGCGAGUGUACUUGCUCGCAGCCAUUGCAUCAUGUGGUUCCAAUAUGAUUGGUUAUACGAGUGCCUUUAUUGGUACAACCAUCACACUGAACUCCUUUAGAGAGGAAUUUGGCUUGGACAAAAUGUCAUCUGCGAAAGUGGACUUGAUUAGCGAGAAUAUUGUCUCGCUGUUCAUUGCCGGUGCCUUCUUUGGGGCCCUCUUUACCUACCCUGUUGGCCAUUUCCUCGGACGCAAAUGGAGCUUGGUGAUCGCGUCAGCCAUCUUCACGUUAGGAGCCGGUCUACAGCUGGGUGCCGAUCACUCCCGCGGACUUGGAAUCAUGUAUGCUGGACGUGUCCUGAAUGGACUCGGUACUGGUGUUGCCUCAAACAUCGUCCCGAUCUAUCUUUCGGAACUGGCACCUCCAGCCAUCCGUGGGCGACUUGUCGGUCUCUAUGAGCUUGGCUGGCAGAUUGGUGGUAUGGUGGGAUUCUGGAUCAACUACGGCGUCGAAAACAACAUGGAGCCUAGCCAUAAACAAUGGUUAAUCCCAUUUGCCGUUCAGCUGGUCCCGUCUGGGCUGCUUUUUGCUGGUGCCUUAUGGACAAAGGAAUCCCCUCGGUGGCUCUUCCUCAAGGACCGCCGACAGGAAGCAAUGGCAAAUCUCUGCUGGAUUCGUCAGUUGAGCGAGACCGAUAUUUAUAUCACUGAGGAGGUGGCAGCUAUCGACCAAGCGCUUGAAGAGCAGGCAGCCACCAUUGGUAUUGGAUUCUGGAAGCCCUUCCAGUCCGUUGGCACACGCCCAAAGAUCUUGUGGCGUCUUUUCCUGGGCUGCAUGUUGUUCUUCUGGCAGAAUGGAUCCGGCAUUAACGCGAUCAACUAUUACAGUCCAACCAUCUUCAAAAGUAUCGGUGUCAAUAGCAAUACGAUCGGAAUAACCACGGGGUUGUUUGGUGUGGUGAAAGCCGUUAUGACAUUCGUGUGGCUUCUGUUCCUGGUUGACCAGUUGGGAAGACGGAAGCUUCUCCUGAUCGGUGCAAUCAUGGGUUCGGUCUGUAUGUGGGUGAUCGGUGCUUACAUCUAUGUUGUCGAGCCCGAGCAACAUCCCACCGACCACUUGAACGGUGGUGGUAUUGCAGCCAUCUUCUUCUUCUACCUGUGGACGGCGGUCUAUACGCCUACAUGGAACGGCACUCCGUGGGUGAUCAACUCGGAAUUCUUCGACCCCAACAUUCGUUCCCUGGCCCAGGCCGCAACCACCGCCAGCAACUGGCUCUUCAACUUCCUUGUUUCCCGCUUUACGGAGCAAAUGUUCGCCGCGAUGGGCUAUGGAGUGUACUUCUUCUUCGCUUCCUUAUCUUUCCUCGCCUUCUUCUUCGCCUUCUUCCUCAUUCCCGAGACCAGCGGUAUCCCGCUAGAAGUUGUGGACCGCCUGUUCGAGGUUAAGCCGGUGUGGCGGGCCAAUGAGAAGGUCAAGGCUCAGAUGAAGGAGGAGGAAGAGCGAUUCCGCUUUGAGAUCAAGGAGGGAAACUUUGAUAAGAGCGAAGAGGAACAUGUGGAGAAUGGCCAUGAGACGAGGGUAUAGAUUUCACGAUAGACUGCAUAUAGACUUGUAUAUAGAACUUGCGUUGGUGUUCUGAUUUAUUUCGGAACUUGUAUAUUUGCCGUUAUCUCUUUUCUCAUGUUUUGGCAGUGCUGUGGUUCAAUAGAAUUGCUAGCUUUAGCGGUCAUUUUCAACUUAUUUGUUAUGGAAAGAGAGAAGAACGUCGAGGCCCUCCAGAUACAAGCAUCCACGCCCGGUACGAGGAAUUGAUUGAUUACCUUGACAAGAAUUUUAUACGUGGACGGUAUGUCAAAUACACGACUCCAGCGGCUCAAUCGUCUCGAUAAGGACUAGUACAAGAUGAUGUUCUACUUCGGAUCGUAUGGGGAACAGAUAUAUAUCUUUGUGGGUCCUCAUACUUAAGCAUCUCGAUUCUUGACGAAAGCUUAUUUGUUCGGCGAAGGAGGGUAAUUUGAACUUCUCCCUUACUCUAAAAAAAAGGGGAUUGAUUUUUGAUCUUCACUAUCUUUGUUUUGCUUCGAGAGAAGAAAAAAGAUAACGUAUU
Messenger RNA from Aspergillus pseudotamarii, 2727 nucleotides. Its product is annotated as sugar porter family MFS transporter. The record is from RefSeq and is a predicted model, not a curated record. Gene Ontology annotation, cellular component: membrane. Gene Ontology annotation, biological process: transmembrane transport; carbohydrate transport. Gene Ontology annotation, molecular function: carbohydrate:proton symporter activity. The transcript is spliced from 3 exons. Lineage: Eukaryota; Fungi; Ascomycota; Eurotiomycetes; Eurotiales; Aspergillaceae. The coding region runs from base 585 to 2204 and encodes 539 amino acids.